CCAUUACUCGCGCGAGAGGGGGGUUCGUGACCCCUGCCCCAGCUGUCAACUGCGCUCGCGCAGCCGUGUCUGACUUUCCCACUCUGCCCCCGGUAGCAUGGCGUCAGGCGAGGAGGACGGUUCGGUUGAGGAGAAGGAAAACAACAACAAGAAGAGAACGAAAAGCGCCAUCGCGACAGCAUGGCUGACAUUUUACAACAUCGCCAUGACGGCCGGGUGGUUGGUGUUGGCGGUGGCGAUGGCUCGGUUCUACCUGCAGAAGGGCACUCAUAAGGGCCUGUACAGGAGCAUUGCCAGGACACUCAAGUUCUUUCAGACAUUUGCUUUACUGGAGGUUGGCCAUUGUGCAAUUGGAAUGGUGCGGACGUCAGUGAUCGUCACAGGGGUCCAGGUGUGCUCCAGGAUAUUCAUGGUCUGGUUUGUCACCAGCAGCAUCAAACAGGUCCAGAAUACAGAGAGUGUGCUACUGUUCCUGGUGGCGUGGACUCUAACAGAGAUCACUCGAUACUCCUACUACACCUUCAACCUGCUGCACCACCUCCCCUACUUCAUCAAAUGGGCCAGGUAUAACUUGUUCAUCGUGCUGUAUCCCCUGGGUGUGGUUGGUGAACUGAUGACCAUCUACACCGCUCUGCCGUUUGUGCGCAAGUCUGGAAUGUUCUCCAUGCGUCUCCCCAACAAGUACAACGUCUCCUUCGACUACUACAUCUCCCUCAUCCUCGUCAUGCUCUCCUACAUACCAGUGUUUCCACAGCUGUUCCUCCACAUGCUGCGCCAGAGGAGACGAGUUCUUCAUGGAGAGGUGAUCGUGGAGAAGGACGACUAGAUGCCCCACAACCUCCACAACCCAACCACGCUUCACCCAACAACCCACAAGAGCACAACCCAACCACCCCAACCCAAACCAAACAGACCACAACCCAACCACACUCCACCCAAACCAAACAGACCACAACCCAACCUCCACAACCCAACCACCCCAAACCAAGCAAACCCAACCCCAACCACGCUCCAUCUCCUCACAACUCCUCCAGUCACAAACAAACUGACACCCCUUCUACCCAAUCAGGAUCCGCCUCAAUUACACCCCUCCUCCAGUCAUGGCCUUCUGAUUGGGUGAGCUGUUAGAGAGGGGGCGGAGCCUGGAGGAGGCCCAGAGCUGGACGAUGUGGCUCCCAGAAUGCAACAGGAGCUCAACCAGCCAUCGACCGGCAGCAGCGGGCACUCACUCAUCUGACCAGCAGCAGUCUGUCCGUGCAGUAGACCUGAGCGCUUCCUUAACACACUCCCAGGCGUGGCCCAGAUGAGGCAGCAGGCGUCUGACGUCUGUAAAGGUCCUGCCCAGAUGAAGCAGAUGGCUACUGGUCCCCAGCCGUGUGUGUGGUGUGUGUGUGCGUGUGUGACGGAGCAUAUAAGAUAAGUGUGUGCUGGCUGUCGUGGAAUUCGCCUUAUUCACCCGGCGGCUAGAACGAGGCUACAGGGUACACUUGCCACUACGCCUCAGUCCAGCAGAUGGUGCUAUUACACCUCAGUCCAGCAAAUGGUGCUAUUACACCUCAGUCCAGCA
This is a messenger RNA of Alosa alosa (allis shad), 1567 nucleotides long. RefSeq names its product 3-hydroxyacyl-CoA dehydratase 1 (gene hacd1). NCBI's taxonomy places the organism in Eukaryota, Metazoa, Chordata, Actinopteri, Clupeiformes, Clupeidae. Gene Ontology annotation, biological process: very long-chain fatty acid biosynthetic process; fatty acid elongation; sphingolipid biosynthetic process. Gene Ontology annotation, molecular function: 3-hydroxyacyl-CoA dehydratase activity. Bases 98 to 826 code for a protein of 242 amino acids. The record is from RefSeq and is a predicted model, not a curated record. Gene Ontology annotation, cellular component: endoplasmic reticulum membrane. The transcript is spliced from 7 exons.